Lolium rigidum is the source of this 840-nucleotide messenger RNA. Its product is annotated as dehydration-responsive element-binding protein 1H-like. Gene Ontology annotation, biological process: regulation of DNA-templated transcription. Bases 48 to 743 code for a protein of 231 amino acids. The record is from RefSeq and is a predicted model, not a curated record. Lineage: Eukaryota; Viridiplantae; Streptophyta; Magnoliopsida; Poales; Poaceae. The transcript has a single exon. Gene Ontology annotation, molecular function: DNA-binding transcription factor activity; DNA binding.
AGCUCACACUCCACACUCCAUCGGCACACUUCGAUCGGCAGCAAGCAAUGGACACGGCCAUCGACGGCUGGACCAGCUGCUCUCCUUCCCCGUCCACGCCCGAGCACGGGGCGGCGCACCCCAAGCGCCCCGCGGGGCGCACCAAGUUCAAGGAGACGCGGCACCCCGUGUACCGCGGCGUGCGGCGCCGGGGCAGCGCGGGCCGGUGGGUCUGCGAGGUGCGCGUCCCCGGCAAGCGCGGCGAGCGGCUCUGGCUCGGCACCUACGUCGCCGCCGAGUCCGCCGCGCGCGCGCACGACGCCGCCAUGCUCGCGCUGCGCGGCUGCUCGGCCUCCGUCUCCGCCCUCGCGAGCCUCAACUUCCCGGACUCCGCGUGGCUGCUCGCCGUUCCACCGUGGCUCGCCGACCUGGCAGCUGUCCGGCGCGCCGCCGUAGAGGCCGUCGCGGUCUUCCUGCGCCGGGAGGCCGCGGACUGCGCCGUCGCGGUGGUCCCCGUCGACGACGUCACAUUGACAGCGGCUUUCCCGUCGUCCGUGGACAAUGCGGACGAACUGUUUGUGGUGCCGACUUUCUCAGCGCUCGACAUGGCCGGCGACAUGUUCGAGCUGGACCUGUCCGGGGUAAUCGACUUGGACACGUACUACGCGGGCCUCGCGGAGGGGAUGCUCCUGGAGCCGCCGCCCACGCCGUACUGGGAGAGCAGAGAGUGCGGCAACGGCGAUGCCGCUCUCUGGAGCUACUGAUAUGGACGAGCUAUCUUCCUGUAGAUUUUUUUUGUUGUCUGGAAGAUCCUGUAGAUUCACCCACUUGUGCAACCAAUUGUAAUUGUUUCAAGCAUCA